CCACGCUGGAGGCGCGCGAUCUUCUUGUCGCCGCGCGGGUGGGUGGGAUCGUGGCGGAGCUCUGGGCGCCGGGGCAGGGGCGCGAGGGCGCCAUGGCGGCAGCUGUGGCGGCGGCGUCCGGUCCCCGCGCCGCGGCGAGGUGAGGGGCCGCCUCUUCUCGGCGGCUGAGGAGAACACAGCUGCCCGCCUGCCUUCCACGCGGGCCGCGGCUCCGGCAUGGCCGGGCUCAUUAAGAAGCAGAUCCUGAAGCACCUGUCCCGGUUCACUAAGAAUCUUUCCCCGGACAAAAUCAAUUUGAGCACCCUGAAAGGGGAGGGUCAGCUGACCAACCUGGAGCUGGAUGAAGAGGUUCUACAGAAUGUGUUGGAGCUUCCCACCUGGUUAGCCAUCACUCGGGUCUACUGCAACAGGGCCUCAAUCCGGAUCCAGUGGACAAAGUUGAAGACACACCCAAUUUGCUUGUGUCUGGAUAAGGUAGAGGUGGAGAUGAAGACAUGUGAAGAGCCUCGGCCCCCCAAUGGACAGUCUCCUAUUGCCCUCGCUUCAGGGCAGAGUGAGUAUGGCUUUGCCGAGAAGGUGGUGGAGGGGAUGUUCAUCAUCGUCAAUUCCAUCACCAUCAAGAUUCACUCCAAGGCCUUCCACGCUUCUUUUGAAUUGUGGCAGCUCCAGGGCUACAGUGUGAACCCCAACUGGCAGCAGAGUGACCUCCGCCUCACCCGUAUCACUGACCCCCGCCGAGGAGAGGUUUUAACAUUUAAGGAAAUAACUUGGCAAACACUUCGAAUUGAGGCAGAUGCUACAGACAAUGGUGAUCAGGACCCAGUCACCACUCCACUGAGGCUUAUUACCAACCAAGGCAGGAUCCAAAUAGCCCUCAAGAGAAGAACCAAAGAUUGCAAUGUGAUAGCCUCCAAGCUGAUGUUCCUGUUGGAUGACCUGCUCUGGGUGCUAACUGACUCACAGCUCAAGGCUAUGAUGAAAUAUGCAGAAUCACUGAGUGAGGCCAUGGAGAAGUCAGCCCAGCAGAGAAAGAGCCUGGCCCCUGAACCUGUACAGAUCACCCCACCUGCUCCCAGCGCCCAGCAGUCCUGGGCCCAGGCGUUCGGUGGCAGCCAGGGCAGCAGCAACAGCAGCAGCAGCCGCCUCAGCCAGUACUUUGAGAAAUUUGAUGUGAAAGAGUCCUCCUACCAUCUGCUCAUCUCCCGCCUGGACCUGCACAUUUGUGAUGAUAGCCAGUCCCGAGAGCCAGGUGUCUCCGCAAACAGACUCAUGGGUGGUGCAAUGCAGCUUACCUUUCGCAAGAUGGCAUUUGACUAUUACCCCUUCCACUGGGCAGGCGAUAGCUGCAAACAUUGGGUGCGUCACUGUGAGGCCAUGGAGACCCGAGGCCAGUGGGCCCAGAAGCUGGUGAUGGAAUUUCAGAGUAAAAUGGAGAAGUGGCAUGAGGAGACAGGUCUGAAACCACCCUGGCACCUGGGGGUAGACUCUCCCUUCCAGAGGAAGGCAGAUUCUCUCUCCAGUCCUCGAAAGAGCCCCCUUGAAAGAAGCCCCUCUCAGAGCCAACAGGCUGUCUUUCGGCCUCCAGCAUGGAAUCGCCUACGCUCUAGCUGCUUGGUAAUACGGGUGGAUGACUUGGACGUCCACCAGGUUUCUACAGCUGGACAGCCAAGUAAGAAGCCAUCGACACUCCUUUCCUGCAGUCGGAAACUUCACAACCUCCCCACUCAGGUCUCUGCCAUUCAUAUUGAGUUCACAGAGUAUUACUUCCCCGAUAAUCAGGAGCUGCCAGUUCCCUGUCCCAAUCUUUACAUUCAGUUAAAUGGUCUGACAUUUACUGUGGAUCCUGUCAGCUUGCUCUGGGGAAACCUCUUCUGCCUGGAUUUAUACCGCAGCUUGGAGCAGUUCAAAGCUAUCUAUAAGCUGGAAGAUUCAAGCCAGAAAGAUGAACACCUGGAUAUCCGACUGGAUGCCUUCUGGUUGAAGGUGAGCUUCCCGCUGGAGAAGAGAGAGCGGGCUGGGUUGCACCGUCCCCAGGCCCUUGUCUUCUCUGCAUCAGGCGUGACUGCCACCAAUACACGUCACGCCCCACAUUGUAGCUGUCCAGACCUCCAGAGUCUCUUCCGGGGUUUUGCUGCUGCUGAGUUCUUUCAUUCCAAUUAUGUUCAGUUUCCCAAGGUGCCAGGCGGCUUUAGCCUUCUGCACAUGCUGUUUUUGCAUCAUGCCUUCCAAGUGGAUUCCCGACUCCCUCAAUCUAGUGCCCUCCCUCCCCAGAGGCUUAAGGCUUCCCAGGAUCUCUGGUCCAUCCACUUCACCCAGAUCUCCUUGGACUUUGAGGGAACAGAGAAUUUCAAAGGCCAUUCCUUGAAUUUUGUGGCCCCCUUCCCCUUGUCGAUUUGGGCCUGCCUACCCCUCCGCUGGCAGCAAGCCCAGGCACGAAAGCUCCUUAUGGCCACAGAAGGGAGGCUGAAAGCAUCCGCCAGCUUUGGCAGUCCUGUCCAUUCUGAGGCCCGUGCCCCUGACAGUGUGUCCCAUCAGAGGUCAAAGACUGAGCAUGACUUGAAAAGCCUAUCAGGCCUUACAGAAGUCAUGGAAAUUCUGAAAGAAGGCAGCAGUAGUGUGGAUAACAAAGGGCCUCUGACAGAGCUGGAGGACGCGGCAGAUGUGCAUGUGCUCGUACACUCGCCUGAGCAUGUCCGAGUGAGGCUUGACCACUACCAGUACUUGGCUCUCCUCCGCCUGAAGGAGGUGCUCCAGGGUCUUCAGGAGCAGCUUACUAAGGAUACCGAGGCCAUGACUGGGUCUCCUCUACAGGACCAGACAGCUUGCAUUGGCGUCCUCUUCCCCAGUGCUGAGGUGGCUCUGCUCAUGCAUCCUGUCCCUGGGGCUGUCGAAGCUGACUCUGAGGGUUCAGAUACUACAAGCCUUGUAGAUUCAGAGCUGUCUCCUUCAGAGGAUAGGGAGCUGAAGUCUGAUGCCUCCUCAGAACAGGGCCCAGCAAGCCCCAGGAAGGUUCUGGAGGACAGUGAUGUUGAAAAUCUGGAUGCAUCCCAGGAUAGGCCACUGCCUCUCCAUAGCAAUGGAGAAGUGCAGGACUCAGAUUCUCUUGCACAGCAGGAGGCAGGGAAGGGCCAUGAGGCAGUUGAUUCCUUACAGGCCAAGAGACUGAGCAGCGCCCAGGCACCUAGCUCACCAGCUGAGUUGAAGCCCCCAGGGGGCAAGGAUACUGCUGUGAAUGGACAGGGCGAGCUCAUCCCCUUGAAGAACAUUGAGGGAGAAUUAUCAAGUGCUAUUCACAUGACCAAGGAUGCCACAAAGGAGGCUCUACAUGCCACCAUGGACCUCACCAAGGAAGCUAUGUCCCUGACUAAGGAUGCCUUCAGUCUGGGCAGAGACCGAAUGACCUCCACCAUGCACAAGAUGCUGUCUCUGCCCCCAGCCAAGGAGCCCAUGGCCAAGAUAGAUGAGGGGGUGGCAGCCCCAGUAGGUGGAGGUGCUGCCCGACUCCGAUUUUUCUCCAUGAAGAGGACAGUAUCUCAGCAGUCAUUUGAUGGUGUCUCAUUGGAUAACAGUGGCCCUGAAGACCGGAUUUCAGUGGACAGUGAUGGCAGUGAGAACUUUGUGAUGCUCUUGGAGUCUGAGUCUGGUCCAGAAUCUCUUCCACCAGGAUCUCUUCCCAAUGUCUUAGACAGUGCCGGUGUUCAAGGGAGCCCUGUUGCGGAUAGUUAUGGCCAGGGGUCACCGGAGGCCAACAGUUCAGCCUCACCCAGUGGGGAAGACCUCCCUCUUCACCUGGUCUCAGUUCUGGUCCUGAAGGUGAAUGAGGUGUCUUUGGGGAUUGAGGUACGUGGUGAGGACCUGACUGUGGCCCUGCAAGCAGAGGAGCUGACCCUCCAGCAGCUAGGCACCGUGGGACUCUGGCGGUUCCUGCAUGGACAGUGCCCAGGCACAAGCUUUCAGGAAGCCUCAACUUUGAAGACUGGCCACAUCAGGCCAGCGGUAGGCCUUCGCUUUGAGGUGGGGCCUGGUGCAGCUGUUCAUUCCCCUCUGGCCACACAGAAUGGCUUCCUACGUUUAUUGCUUCAGGGCUGUGACCUUGAGCUGCUCACUUCGGUGCUCAGUGGCCUGGGGCCCUUCUUGGAGGAUGAGGAGAUCCCACUGGUAGUUCCCAUGAAGAUUGAGCUCCUGAACUCCAGGAUCACUCUAAAGGACGAUAUCCCCCCCAUCUAUCCGACCUCUCCAGGCCCCAUCCCCAUCACUCUAGCCGUGGAGCACGUUGUGCUGAAGCGGAGCGACGAUGGUGUGUUCCACAUAGGCGCUGCUGCUCAGGACAGAUCAUCAGCCGAAGUACUUAAAAGUGAGAAGAGGCAGCCCCCAAAAGAACAGAUGUUUCCGGUGCCCACAGGGGAGGCUUUUGGUCCACAGGUACAAGAACUGCCUACCCUACAAAAGGAACUUAUAGAAACUAAACAAGCAUUGGCUCAUGCCAACCAGGAUAAAGAGAAACUUCUUCAGGAGAUUAGGAAAUAUAACCCCCUCUUUGAGCUCUGACAGCAGUGGCUCAGCCACCUGUGCCAAGGAGAGAGGAGGAGGUCACCAGCAAUCGCACCACCUGCGACAGGCGCCAUCCAGUGUUGGACAAGUCAGCUAAGGAUGCUCAACUCACUACUCGUGGUGUCCUUUCUACUAGCAGUUCUGACUUGGAUGGAAGACAGGGCAAAGUAUUACCACGUUCCAGGAAGUUGGGGGCAGCUUUGUGCGUGGCUCAGGCAUCACGUCUUUCCUGUAUAAAGCCUUUUGGCCCUCUGCACACUAGGUGGAAUCUCCUCAACACUGUAGGGUCAUUUCACCGUCUGGUUUCAUAGCAGAGACAUUUGCUUGCUCCACCUGUGUGAACAAGGCAGAGUACCCAUCUCCUCAGUUGGUCACCCACAGAGCCAUCAAAGAUUCUAUGUUCCAGAGCUUCCUGUAGUGGACCUGAGAAGUCCUUGGCCUGAGCUUCGGCCACGGUAGUAGAGUGGAACAGGAAAUAGCCAGCAAGGCGGGAGCCUGGGGAGGCACAGGAAUAAAUGAGACCUGGAGUCUGCCUUGUUUGGAAAGGAAACCAAGCUCAUGUCAUCUUGGCUUAUAUUACAAUCAGAUUUUUCAGGGUUAAGCUUUCUUUCUGUGAUGCUUUCAUUGCUGUGAUGCUGUGGUAGGAAGUAAACAACAGUAGCAGCUCAUUUGUAUCAUCCUUCCCUUCUAUAAUGCAAUUUGUUUGAAAUUUAAGAAAAAACUAUUCACCCUGAGCUAGGUUGAAGGCAUGACAUGGUGAGGAUCGGUAGGGCAGCUUGGUUCUGUGCCGCUGUUGCUGGCUGUGUCCUGUCUCUCUUCCACAGCUGCACCUCACAGGUUAUUUCCUGUCUCCCUGGGGUCCCUGGCACAUCUGCUUUCCCAGCAUUAUGACUUUCUACCAGCACUCUCGUUAGCACCUGGUGGUUUGGGAGCUGAAAAUGUGUUUUAAACUGAACAUUUAACAUCUCAGCCUGUUUCCUCUCACCCCCCUCUAUCACUGUGGCUUUUUAAAAUCAUGUUAGUUUGACUUAAGUAAAAGACAAAGCAAAACGAAACCCUUCAACCUAGCUAGGUUUUGCCCCUGCCUGAUGAAAGAGCUAUUUCCCCCUCUUUCUUUACUACCGAAUUCUUUACCAACACUCUAUCUUCAUCCAUACUGCUCUGUGAUAUACUUCAAGCUGUGUUGGACAGAAGUUCAUCAGCUAACUCACCUUGAAUGGGCAAGAUGGCAAAAUAGUGAUUUAGUAAUGUCACUAAAGUCUUAAUCACACAUGACCUACUGAAGGAAAGAUAAAAUGGUUUCCUUUAUGGGAAAUCAUGCCUGACUUGUAUAUUCUAGUUUUUUGAGGAUAAAAAGAAAUACGUGUUCAAGAAGGAACAAUAUCUAAUUUGCUCAGACUUUUACAGACUUUUUGUUGUGGUUCGUCACUAAGGCAAUCUUAAGAACAACAAUUACUAUGAGAUUAUGGGAAUGUUAUCUCAUGCUUAGGAAACAACGUAGAGACUUAAAAAUGAACACCUUUCUAGAGAGAAUGUUAACAGGGUAAUUUCCCUAUGGGUUGAUGCUUGGUUUAACCUUAUUUAAGAAUUUUAUAAAUAACCUGAAAGUAGGAUAUUACAGUGCAAUCAAAUGUCACUGCUUCCAGGCAGUGAAAGAUAAAUCAGAAGAAACUGAAAAAAAAAAAAGUGAAAUUGCAGAAGAUUCACAAACUGGGCUGUGAAUACUCAGGAAAGUGACAGGUGAGGUUCUGUGUAGGUAAGUGUGAAGUAAUACACUUAUGGGAGAAUCAGCAACCAGCGAGGCAGUGAGCUCUGUUAGAACUCAGGAAAGAAACCUAAGCAUUGCGGAGAGGGAGGAGGGGUCAGUGUGCUGCUGUGGCCAAAAGCCCGACUGCAUCAUCAGGAAGGGCACAACACAAAACACAGAGCCAACACAGAAAACAGCAC
This is a messenger RNA of Mesoplodon densirostris (Blainville's beaked whale), 6498 nucleotides long. RefSeq names its product bridge-like lipid transfer protein family member 3A (gene BLTP3A). NCBI's taxonomy places the organism in Eukaryota, Metazoa, Chordata, Mammalia, Artiodactyla, Ziphiidae. The transcript is spliced from 21 exons. The record is from RefSeq and is a predicted model, not a curated record. The coding region runs from base 217 to 4548 and encodes 1443 amino acids. Gene Ontology annotation, molecular function: histone deacetylase binding.